This is a messenger RNA of Lates calcarifer (barramundi perch), 3396 nucleotides long. RefSeq names its product peroxisome assembly factor 2. Gene Ontology annotation, molecular function: ATP hydrolysis activity; ATP binding. The transcript has 18 exons. The record is from RefSeq and is a predicted model, not a curated record. Bases 7 to 3201 code for a protein of 1064 amino acids. Lineage: Eukaryota; Metazoa; Chordata; Actinopteri; Centropomidae. Gene Ontology annotation, biological process: protein import into peroxisome matrix. Gene Ontology annotation, cellular component: cytosol; peroxisomal membrane.
UCCAAGAUGGCGGUGCAGGUGGAGUUGUGUUGUCUGGAGAGUUUCCCCUCGCACCUGAGUCCUCUGGAUGCUUUGAUAUUAAAAUCUCACCUGGACUCAGUUUUCCAGAAUGACACGGACCCGCCGACCGUCCUCUUCACCCCGCAGAGGCCUCAGGGCUCCGGGAGGCCGGGUAUUUUACUGCGCGUUCACCCGACCACCGAGGAGGAGACGGCGGGCUGCGGAGGGAGAAACUCCUCCAGAGCCGACACCGAGUCCCGGAGCCGGGUCCGGCUGUACACCAGCCGCUUCUUCCUGCGGCACCACGGGCUCCAGCGGCUCGGCAGCUCCGGGACCGUGCGGGCUCUGGAGCCGGUCAGCCUGGACAGGGUGGUGCUGGGAGCCCGCAGCAGGCAGAGUCUCCGCUGGGCCGGAGCCGAGCAGUUCACCGGCGGGCUGCUGGAGCUCUGCCGCCCGGGACAGUGGCUGCUGGCCCGGCAGGGAGAUCCGCUGCUGCUGCCCCGACACCUGCGAGAGGACCCGGGACAGCAGCAGCUGUCGGACCUGCUGGUGUUGGAGUGCAGUCCUGUGACGCAGGGAAGGAUCACAGCCGACACCUCUCUGGUUCUCACGGACUGCUGGGACUCAGCAGACCCCCCAGGUGCCCCCCCACUCUGCAGACCGCUCAGACUCUGUGUGUCAGACUUCGCUCAUUACGCCGACGGCCUCGGAGGGGGGCGCUCUCUUCUCGACAACAGGAAGCUGCUGGGCUCUGGGUUCUCGGGCAUCCUGCAGGCGCUGGAGUGCAGGGUGGAUGUCCGGGUGGUGGAUGCUCAGCGCUGGGUCAGGGUCAGAGGUCAGCAGGGAGCGGCCAUGGACGUGGACAGCUGCGUGUUCGUGAGCAAACAGCUGCUUCUCAGGCUGGGACUGUUUAACCAGGAGUGGGUGAAGCUGUCCAGGCUGGGCGGAUCCUCCAGACCCUCGACCGCUCAGACCGACGUCAGGGGGAGCGUCUGCGGAGAGCGGCUGGUCUCUGUGGUGGUGGUGGAUUUAACACAGAGUCCAGACCUGCAGAACCACGAUGAGGUUGGUUUCAUAUCAGCGACUCUGUGGUUCAACAUGACGGAAGGAGAAAUGAUUCCUGUGAACUGCUGCACGCUGAGGAUGAAGAGGUGGAGGUUGUCUCCUCCGGAGUCCAGUGGUCGCUCUGACAGUUCCUGUCGCUCGGCUUCUCCACCGUUCGCCAGUGAGCUUCACAUCCAGCCGGUUGUGUCUCCGCUGUACAACAACAUCAGCUGCUACGACAACCUGCUGUCUGAACACUUCGACACUCCCAGACUGGUUUCACAGGGAGAUAUUUUAUCAGUUCCAGCUGAAAAGCAUCCAGACCUGCUGGAGAACAACUCUGAGGGAAUCCACAGGUGUCCAGUGCUGUUCUUUAGAGUGCAGAAGGUGUGUCCAUCUGCAGAGAGAGAACAACAGGAGGAGGAAGGAGGAGGAGGAGGCGGCGCUCACCUGGCCGACAGAGUUCACACCUCACUCUACCUGGGAGCGUCCACCAACAGCUCCGUCCCCUGCUGCUCUGUGGAGGGAGCGUCUCUGUGGAGCAGUCUGUCUCCUCCUGGCCUCAACAAGACCGUCGACCUCCUCAGCAGCAUCAUCCUGCCCCACCUGCACCACAGCGGCUCUCUGUCUGGUUGCACUGUCCUCCUUCACGGUCCAGCAGGAAGUGGUAAGAUGACGGCGGUGAGCGCAGCGAGUCGCAGACUGAACAUCCACCUGCUGAAGGUGGACUGUGUGAGUGUGUGCGCUGACACCCCUGCAGCCUCUGAGGUGAAGCUGACGUCGGUGUUUCAGCGAGCCGACGCCCUGCGUCCCUGCGUCCUGCUCCUCAGGAACCUGCACCUCCUGCUGAGAUCCAGAGGAGCGGCCGAGGAGGACGGGAGGGUCGGAGCGGCGCUCUGCCAGCUGCUCAGCAGCGCCCCCACCAGUGUGGUGGUGGUGGCGACGGUGUGCAGACCUCGGGAUCUUUCUGCAGGUGUGAUGUCGGCGUUUGUCCACCAGGUGGCGUUGGAGAGUCCUACUGAGGAUCAGCGGCGCUCCAUGUUGGUCAGCCUGAGCCGAGACCUUCACCUGGGGAGAGACGUCAACCUGGAGAGACUCGCUAAACUCACAGCGGGUUUUGUGUUGGGGGAUCUAAGAGCUCUGUUGGCGGAGGCUGGUAGAGCUGCCUGCAGGAGGCUGAUCCACACCUGUGGUGAUCGACAGGAGGAGGACCUGUGCGCCAGCGGAGUGACCGUCCUGAACCGGGACUUCACCUCCGCCCUGGAGACCCUGCAGGAUGCCCAGUCCAAGGCCAUCGGCGCCCCCAAGAUCCCGAACGUGCGAUGGGAGGACGUCGGAGGUCUGCAGCAGGUGAAGAAGGAGAUCCUGGACACAGUUCAGCUUCCUCUGCAGCGUCCGGAGCUCCUGUCUCUGGGUCUGAACCGGACCGGGGUCCUGCUGUACGGACCGCCGGGAACAGGGAAAACCCUGCUGGCCAAAGCCGUGGCCACAGAGUGCUCCAUGACCUUCCUCAGUGUUAAAGGUCCAGAGCUCAUCAACAUGUACGUGGGUCAGAGUGAAGAGAACAUCAGAGAAGUGUUCAGCAGAGCGCGCUCAGCAGCUCCCUGCGUUGUCUUCUUCGAUGAGCUGGACUCUCUGGCUCCCAGCAGGGGGCACAGUGGAGAUUCUGGAGGGGUGAUGGACAGAGUCGUGUCUCAGCUUCUGGCUGAGCUCGACGCCCUGCACUCGUCCACCGGGGUUUUUGUGAUCGGAGCCACGAACCGUCCGGACCUGCUGGACCAAUCACUGCUGAGGCCCGGCAGGUUUGAUAAGCUGGUCUACGUCGGCAUCAACGAGGAUCGAGUCUCUCAGCUCCAUGUUCUUCAGGCCAUUCUCAGAAAGUUUCAGUUGGAUCCUGCGGUGAACCUGCAGGAGCUGGUGCAUCGUUGUCCCGCUCACAUGACCGGCGCCGACCUCUACGCUCUGUGUUCAGACGCCAUGACGGCCGCCAUCAAGAGGAAGAUCUCUCUCAUCGACAGCGGUGUGGACUCGGAGGAGUCUCCUGUCCUCCUCUCCAUCGAGGAUUUCUCUGCAGCGUUAGAAAACUUCAGGCCGUCUGUUUCAGACCAGGAGCUGCUGCGAUACAAAAACAUCCAACAGAAACUCACUGUGAAGUAGAAACACUGAACUGAACUGAACUGGAAAACAUCAGUGACAGUGUUCACUCUUUAACAGCUCACCACAUGGUUUAAGGAGCUAAUGAUUCAGAUAGUUAACACUGUAAAAUACUGUAUAAAAAUAAUGUGCAUGAUGUAAAGCUAAUUUAUAAAGUUAUAAAAUGUAAUUAAUAAAUGCUUAAGCUGAUAAAAGCGA